CGUGGCAUCAUCAGCCGUCGUCGACAAAGCAAUCGCCACUUGAUCCGACGCAACCCCCUCGGCAAAGUCAGUAACACCAAGCACCCUCUUCCCCUGCUCUUCAUCUCCGGAAUAGGCUCGCAACAUCAUCCCAUCAGCUUGCUGUGGGAGAGAGAGCAGUAGAGAGAGGAGACGGAGGGAGGAGAAGGCUUUGGAUUUUAGAGCGUAUAACCACAACCCAUUCCCCUGCUCUGCCUCCCUACUCCUCUAUCGGUCACUCACACCUCUCAAAAUCCCAGCUUUGGAAUCAUCGGACGGGGAAGAGAAAGAAGGGAGGAGGUGGAACGAGGGAGGGAGCCCCACAGACAAGGUGGAUGAUCAGGAAGGCGCUUUUGUUUCCAUGUGCAGUGUGUCAUCAGCUGCUAUAGAACAGACAUCAAUCGCUCUGCAGCCUGUUGCCGUUUGUUAGUUCUCCUCCUCGCUUUUAAUCCUAUUCAUACCCUUGAUGGUGAAAUGCCCGUAGCGGAAAUCUUCGCCUCGGCCCGCUACCAUUCGAGAUCUCUCAUCGAUAUCCGACCCUUGGCAGGGCUAUGGUUUCCUUUUCCAUCAUCAGCUCGUUCGGCGACCUCCCUUUUCCCGAGCGGGUCGCGGCCGCCACCCAUGCAUCGUUGCUUCUCUUCUUCCUGUUCUUUGCCUCCGCACGGCGAGUUUUCGCCUGCGCCAUCCGCCGGGUUCCGGCUCUCAAGGAUGAUGGCCGGAGCCCUCUCCCCGUUCGCCGCGAUCCUGGUUGCGAUCGGCUUGUAGAAGUCGGUUAUUGGUUCAAGUUCACAACUUUCUGCUGCUUCUUUGUUUUCUUCCUUCAAGCGGUGGUCUUGGGGUAUGAAACCGUGAACUUGGUUACAGGAGUGGUCGAAUCCAGAGAUUUUACGCUUCUUUACCUGCCUUCCGUGCAAGCAUCCGCGUGGCUUGUCUUGGGCUUAUCGGUAUUUCAUUGUAAAUUGAAGGCAUUGGUUAAAUUUCCAUGCUUGAUUAGGGUAUGGUGGUUUAUUUCAUUCAUCUUCUCUCUCUACAUUGGCUACCUUGAUACCAAGGGAUUGAUAACCAAGUCGAUCAGCCUAAAUUCACAUACGCUUUCAAAUUAUGCUGCGUUGCCUGCCCUUGCUUUCCUUUUCCUUGCCUCAGUUCGAGGUAUCACAUCUAUAGAACUUUAUAGGGAACAUGGAGACCUCAGGGAACCAUUGCUUGCUGGAGAAGACGAAGAUGGAUGUCUUAGAGUCACCCCCUACAGCGAGGCAGGUCUGUUUAGCCUUGCAACUUUGUCGUGGCUUGAUCCGCUCUUGUCAGUGGGUGCAAAAAGGCCCUUAGAGCUGCGGGACAUACCUUUGCUAGCCACAAAAGAUCGUUCGAAGACUUGUUACAAGAUAGUGAAUUUAAAUUGGGAGAGGUUGAAAGCUGAGGACCCUGAGAAUCAGCCAUCACUGGCAAUGGCUAUUUGCCGGUCAUUUUGGAAAGAAGCUGCUUUGAAUGCAGUCUUUGCCGGGUUGAACACCUUAGUUUCUUAUGUGGGUCCAUAUUUGAUUAGUUAUUUUGUUGAUUACUUGAGUGGCAACAUAGCAUUUCCUCAUGAGGGUUACAUUUUGGCCUCAAUAUUUUUCACUGCUAAGUUGAUAGAGACACUUUCUACUCGGCAAUGGUAUUUAGGAGUAGACAUAUUGGGCAUGCAUGUUAAAUCAGCCUUAACAGCAAUGGUGUACAGAAAAGGGCUUAGGCUAUCAAGUACAGCUCGACAAAGUCAUACAAGUGGUGAGAUAGUAAACUACAUGGCAGUCGACGUGCAGAGAGUCGGUGAUUAUUCAUGGUAUCUCCAUGAUAUAUGGAUGCUUCCACUACAAAUAGUACUUGCUUUGGCAAUCUUGUAUAAAAAUGUGGGCAUUGCAACAAUUGCAACACUGGUAGCUACCAUUAUCUCCAUCAUUGUCACAAUUCCGCUGGCCAAGGUGCAAGAGGAGUAUCAGGAUAAUUUAAUGUCUGCCAAGGAUGAAAGAAUGAGGAAGACCUCUGAAUGUUUGAGGAACAUGAGAAUUUUGAAGCUGCAGGCUUGGGAAGAUCGGUACCGCUUGAUAUUAGAGGAGAUGAGAAAUGUCGAGUUCAAGUGGCUUCAGAGAGCUCUAUAUGCACAGUCUGUUAUAACCUUUAUUUUCUGGGGAUCUCCGAUAUUUGUGUCAGUUGCAACCUUUGCUACUUCUAUAUUGCUGGGUGGUCAGCUUACAGCUGGUGGUGUGCUUUCAGCUUUAGCCACUUUCAGGAUUCUUCAAGAGCCUCUUAGGAAUUUUCCAGACUUGAUAUCCAUGAUUGCUCAGACAAAGGUUUCUCUGGACCGGAUAUCUGGUUUCUUACAGGAGGAAGAGCUACAAGAAGAUGCCACCAUUGUUGUUCCUCGGGGCCUUACGAGCAAUUCUAUUGAAAUUAAUGAUGGAGAAUUUUGCUGGGACCCUUCCUCUGCAAUACCUACACUCUCUGGGAUACAGCUUAAAGUUGAAAGAGGCAUGCGUGUAGCAGUCUGUGGUAUAGUUGGCUCUGGUAAAUCUAGUUUUCUAUCUUGCAUACUGGGCGAAAUACCAAAAACUUCUGGGGAAGUUAGUAUAAGUGGGUCUGCGGCUUAUGUCCCUCAGUCAGCUUGGAUUCAGUCUGGAAAUAUAGAGGAGAACAUUCUGUUUGGUAGCCCAAUGGAUAAGCCAAGGUACAAAAGUGUUCUUCAUGCUUGUUGUCUGAAGAAAGAUUUGGAAUUGUUAUUGCAUGGAGAUCAAACCAUCAUUGGUGAUAGAGGUAUUAACCUGAGUGGUGGCCAGAAACAAAGGGUGCAGCUUGCUAGGGCACUUUAUCAAGAUGCUGAUAUUUAUUUGCUUGAUGAUCCUUUCAGUGCACUUGAUGCUCACACAGGAAGCGAACUAUUUAAGGAAUACAUAAUAACGGCAUUAGCUGGAAAGACUGUAAUCUAUGUCACUCAUCAAGUUGAGUUUCUACCAGCUGCCGACAAAAUACUGGUCCUGAAAGAUGGCCAUAUUAUACAGGCUGGAAAAUAUGAAGAUCUUUUGCAAGCUGGAACUGACUUCAAUGCAUUAGUUUCAGCUCACCAUGAAGCAAUUGAAACAAUGGAUAUUUUGGAAGAUUCUAGCAUAACUAUUCAUUCUGGUGCUCCUCCUGUAUUUGGUAAAAGGUUAACAUCAAGUCCAAGCAGCACAGAUAAAAUGAAAAGUGAAACACCAGAAAAUGAACCACCAUCUGAAGAAAAAGCAAUAAAAGAGAAAAAGAAAGUGAAACGAAUAAGGAAGAAACAGCUGGCUCAAGAAGAGGAGCGUGAGAGAGGAAGAGUUAGCUUGAAAGUGUACUUAUCAUAUAUGGCUGCAGCAUACAAGGGAACAUUAAUACCAUUGAUUAUACUUGCUCAGAUUACAUUUCAGGUGCUCCAAAUAGCCAGCAACUGGUGGAUGGCAUGGGCAAAUCCUCAAACUAGAGGUGACAGCCCGAAGACAAGUAGCAUUGUUCUCUUAGUUGUUUAUAUGACCCUUGCUUUUGGGAGUUCACUGUUUGUUUUUAUCAGAGCUGUUCUUGUAGCUACUUUUGGCCUAGCAGCUGCACAAAAGUUGUUUCUAAGAAUGCUUAGAACUGUCUUUCGAGCACCAAUGUCAUUUUUUGAUUCUACUCCAGCUGGGCGGAUACUGAAUCGAGUUUCUGUGGAUCAAAGUGUUGUGGAUCUUGAUAUACCUUUCAGACUCGGUGGUUUUGCUUCAACAACAAUACAACUUCUUGGUAUAGUUGGUGUAAUGACCAAAGUUACAUGGCAAGUUUUGCUUCUGUUUCUCCCCAUGGCGAUGGCUUGCUUAUGGAUGCAGAAAUAUUACAUGGCUUCAUCGAGGGAACUAGUCCGGAUUGUCAGUAUACAAAAAUCCCCAGUAAUCCAUCUAUUUGGGGAAUCAAUUGCUGGAGCUGCUACUAUUAGAGGUUUCCGUCAAGAGAAACGUUUUAUGAAGAGGAACCUAUACCUGCUUGAUUGCUUUACCCGUCCAUUCUUCUGCAGUAUUGCCGCAAUUGAAUGGCUUUGCUUGCGGAUGGAAUUGCUCUCGACUUUUGCAUUUGCUGUCUGCAUGGCUCUCCUUGUUAGCUUCCCACACGGUUCUAUUGAUCCUAGUAUGGCGGGUCUAGCUGUAACAUAUGGCUUAAAUCUAAAUGCUCGUUUAUCACGGUGGAUAUUGAGCUUUUGUAAGCUCGAGAAUAAAAUUAUUUCUAUUGAGCGCAUACAUCAGUAUUGCCAAAUCCCAAGUGAAGCACCAGCUGUUGUUGAGGAUUGUCGCCCUACUUCUUGGUGGCCAGAGACUGGAAAAAUUGAACUGGUUGAUCUUAAGGUCCGUUAUAAAGACACAUUACCUCUGGUCCUACAUGGUGUAACCUGCACAUUUCCUGGUGGGAAAAAGGUUGGCAUUGUUGGGCGCACUGGGAGCGGUAAAUCCACUCUUAUACAGGCACUGUUCCGUUUAAUUGAACCUGCAGAAGGGAAAAUUAUCAUUGACAACAUAGACAUUUCUACCAUUGGUCUCCAUGACCUUCGUUCUCGGCUUAGCAUCAUUCCUCAAGAUCCCACUUUGUUUGAGGGUACAAUAAGGGGUAAUCUUGAUCCUCUCGAAGAGCAUUCUGAUCAUGAAAUCUGGCAGGCACUUGAAAAGUGUCAACUUGGAGAGGUGAUCCGCCAUAAGCCCCAAAAGCUUGAUGCUCCAGUUUUGGAGAAUGGAGACAACUGGAGUGUUGGACAGCGACAACUUGUUUCACUGGGCAGGGCAUUGCUGAAGCAGGCACGAAUAUUGGUGCUUGAUGAGGCAACAGCCUCAGUUGACACAGCUACAGAUAACCUUAUCCAGAAGAUCAUUCGAAGAGAAUUUAAGGAUUGUACAGUCUGCACCAUUGCACACCGUAUCCCUACUGUUAUUGACAGUGAUCUGGUUUUGGUCCUUAGCGACGGUAGAGUUGCCGAGUUUGACAGUCCACACCAGUUGUUGGAAGACAAAUCAUCCAUGUUUCUUAGGCUGGUUUCUGAGUACUCUACAAGAUCUAGCAGUGUGCAAGAUGCUUGAGUACAUAUGAACAGUGGACCAAAGGUAGGAAAAGGCUAGGUGGCAUGUUCUGACUGGUGACCCUGUUCCACUGCAUCAGUGUAGAUGAACAUCACAGGUAGUUUCCUAACCAACACAACAGGAAAAUGGUGGAAUAAUAUCGGCAGCCCCGAUACAGAUCUCCUCGAAUUGUGAACUCAGAGUUGGAAUACAUCCUGUAUAAAUAUGCGUUAAUGCAAAAUAAUGGAGAUCAAAAUAUCAGCCACAAUUUUCUGUUGAGGUAGAACAAUAAGGCAUUUUUGAAAUCAUGUUUGGACUAUUUUCUCAUUUUCCUUUCAUAUAAGGAUAGAAUCUGUAAUGUCAACUCCUUCGUGUACAAUCAAAUCGAGAACAAUCAAAAUGAAGGAAUAAUUGUUCUCGGCCGAUGAUGUUGCCUGCUGUACUUUUAAGCUUACAGGCCAUCUUUAGUGAACAUGCUCCACUAAUCCACUGAAAGGAUUGUAUUCCAUAAGAUAAUUCAGCCUUCAACUCUAUUAUUGUGAUAUUGUGGUUGUC
Musa acuminata AAA Group (dessert banana) is the source of this 5639-nucleotide messenger RNA. Its product is annotated as ABC transporter C family member 13. Gene Ontology annotation, molecular function: ATP hydrolysis activity; ABC-type transporter activity; ATP binding. The coding region runs from base 570 to 5105 and encodes 1511 amino acids. The record is from RefSeq and is a predicted model, not a curated record. Gene Ontology annotation, biological process: transmembrane transport. Gene Ontology annotation, cellular component: membrane. NCBI's taxonomy places the organism in Eukaryota, Viridiplantae, Streptophyta, Magnoliopsida, Zingiberales, Musaceae. The transcript is spliced from 12 exons.